Pantherophis guttatus is the source of this 3875-nucleotide messenger RNA. NCBI's taxonomy places the organism in Eukaryota, Metazoa, Chordata, Lepidosauria, Squamata, Colubridae. The record is from RefSeq and is a predicted model, not a curated record.
CCCGUAACUACCCGCGCGGCUGCAUUCUGGACCAGUUGGAGCCUCCGGGUGCUCUUCAAGGGGAGCCCCAUGUAGACAGCGUUACAGUAGUCCAGGCGAGAGGUGACGAGGGCGUGAGUGACUGUGCACAGGGAAUCCCGAUCAAGAAAGGGCCGCAACUGGUGGAUCAGGUGAACCUGACAAAAGGUCCCCCUGACUACAGCUGUCAGAUGUUCCUCCAAGGACAGCUGCGUAUCCAGGAGGACUCCCAGAUUGGGAGCCCUCUCCGCGGGGGCCAAAGACUCACCCCCAAUAGUCAGUGAUGGAGUAACUGACUAUAUUGGGAUGCUGGGAAUCACAGCCACUCAAUCUUGGAAGGGUUGAGCUUGAGCCUGUUCCUCCCCAUCCAGACCUGAACAGCCUCCAGGCACUGGGACAUCACUUCAACGGCAUCGUUGGGGUAGCCUGGGGUGGAGAUGUACAGCUGGGUGUCAUCAGCGUACUGGUGGUACUUCACCCCAAAGCCACGGAUGAUCUCGCCCAGCGGCUUCACAUAAAUGUUGAACAAAAGGGGUGAGAGGAUCGACCCCUGAGGCACUCCACAAAUGAGAGGCCUUGAGGUCGACCUCUGCCCCCCUGCCAACAUGAACUGGACCGGUCUGAGAGAAAGGAGGAGAACCACCGUAACACGAUGCCCCCAUCCCCAACUCUUCCAACCGGUGCAGCAUGAUACCAUGGUCGAUGGUAUCAAAAGCCGCUGAGAGGUCUAACAGGGCCAGAACAGAGGAGCAACCCCUGUCCCAAGCCCUCCAGAGAUCAUCUACCAACGCGACCAAUGCCGUUUCUGUGCUGUGCCCAGACCUGAAACCUGACUGGAACGGAUCUAGAUAAGAUGUUUCCUCCAGGAAUUGUGGAAACUGUCGCGCGACCACACUCUCAACAACCUUUGCCACAAAGCGAAGGUUGGAACCAGGACGAUAGUUGGCUAAUACUGCCAGGUCCAGGGAGGGCUUCUUGAGGAGAGGCCUCACCACAGCCUCUUUCAAGGCAGCGGGGAAGUGACCCUCACUCAACGUAGCGUUGAUAAUUCCCUGGAGCCAGCCUCGUGUAACCUCCCAGGAAGCCAGUACUAACCAGGAGGGACAAGGAUCAGUAAACAUGUGGCCACACUAAGUCUCCCCAAAAUCCUGUCCACAUCAUCAGGAGUCACAGAGUCAAACUCUUCCCAGAUAACGUUCUCAAGACUUCCUCGUCACCCUGCCCAAAUCUACCCAGAGUCCAAAUCCCCCCGGAUCUGAGCGAUUUUGUCAUACAGAUAUUGUCCGAAAUCCUCGGCCCUGCCUUCCAGGGGGUCCUCCCACACUCCUGGAUGGAGCAGGGAGCGGGUCACCCUAAACAGGGCAGCUGGACGAUUCUCUGAUGACGCAAUAAGAGUGGAAAAGUAGUUACACUUUGCCGCUUUUAUUGCCACUAGGUAGGUCUUAAUAUGCGACCUUACCAGUGUUCGGUCAGAUUCAGCGAGACUGGCCCUCCAACCGCUCUCCAGGCAUCUUUUCCGGCGCUUCAUAACUGGAUCAGUUAUGUUACAUAAAAAGACCCACACAGGAGAAAAGCUUUAUAAAUGCAUGGAGUGUGGAAAGUCCUUUACUCUGUGCCACCAUCUUCCUUCCCAUAAAAGAAUCCACAUGGGAGAGAAAUAAUAUAAAUGUGUGGAGUGUUGAAAAGACUUUAUUGACAGACGUCAACUUAUUUCCCAUAAUUGGAUACAUACAAGGAAGAAGCCAAAUGUAGAGAGAGUGGCAAAUCUGUGACUUGUGUCAAAGAUGACACUGCACAAAAUUUGGGGGACAUGUCACCCAUCCAAGGAGCACCAGGAUAACUCAAAAUAAUACAACACAGCCAUUAAUGUACUCACAGUUUAGACAUUAAUGGCCGUGUGUUGCAUUAUUUUGAGCGGACAGCACAUUUACACUGUUAUACUAACUCUAUACUCACUACUUUUCAUUGUAGCCUAGUGUCAUUUCUGCAGUGUUGUCACAUGAAAAGAUAUACUUAAAUAUUUACAAAAUGGGAGGAUGUGCACUCCUGUGACAUUCUCUCUCUCUCUCUGUGUAUUCCUACAAUUUGAUCUUUUUUACUAAUACGGCUACCAUUUUCAUUUUUCUUUUCCUUUGAAGAUGAUAAUGGGAAGAAAAGUCAAGAUUCCUGUGAACUAUUCCAAGUGAUCAAUGCUGGAGAAGGAAUGGAGAAGUCUGUAAUUCAAAUGGAAGCAGAAAGCCAUGAGAGAAAGCAAUCAAAUGAUCAGAGUCAGGAAAGCUCAUCUUCCAUUGAUGCUCUAACGCAAGACUUUCUUGCCCCAAAAGUGAAAACGAAGAAAGAAGAUUUUGGGAAAAGUAUGAAGCAAAUCAAAGCUAAAUUACAUGGAAAUGAACACUAUCCAAUCCAAAACAAAAGAGAAGAUGCUAUAAGAAGACGUAACGGAAAAAAUUACACUUUCAUGCUUUCUCCUGGAAAUAAGUCCCUUACAUCUCAAAAAGGGAUCCAUGCAGAAGAGAAGCCUUAUAAACGUGAGGAAUGUGGAAAGAAUUUUAGAAAUAGUAGCCAACCCCAUGAAUUGAUCGAUACAAGACAGAAGGCAUUUAAAUGUAUACAAUGCGGAGCGAGCUUUCAAAGGAAUUGUAAUCUUGCCAUCCAUAAAAGAAUCCACACAGGGGAGAAGCCAUAUAAAUGUCUGGAGUGUGGAAAGAACUUUGCUGAUAAAAGUAAUUUUACUCGCCAUAACAAGAUCCACACUAGGGAGAAGCCAUACAAAUGUAUGGCAUGUGGAAAGGACUUUGCUUGUAAAAGUAAUCUUACUCGCCAUAACAAGAUCCACACUAGGGAGAAGCCAUACAAAUGUAUGGCAUGUGGAAAGAGCUUCCGUGAAAAUGGAUCACUCAUGUUACAUAAAAGGACCCACACUGGAGAAAAGCCUUACAAAUGCAUGGAUUGUGGAAAGACCUUUACUCGAAGCAAUCAUCUUAUUUCCCAUAUAAAGAUCCAUACACGGGAGAAGCCAUAUAAAUGUCUGGAGUGUGGAAAGAACUUUGCUGAUAAAAGUAGUCUUACUCGCCAUAACAAGAUCCACACUAGGGAGAAGCCAUACAAAUGUAUGGCAUGUGGAAAGGACUUUGCUUGUAAAAGUAAUCUUACUCGCCAUAACAAGAUCCACACUAGGGAGAAGCCGUACAAAUGUAUGGCAUGUGGAAAGAGUUUCCGUGAAAAUGGAUCACUUAUGUUACAUAAAAGGACCCACACUGGAGAAAAGCCUUACAAAUGCAUGGAUUGUAGAAAGACCUUUACUCGAAGCAAUCAUCUUACUUCCCAUAUAAAGAUCCAUACACGGGAGAAGCCAUAUAAAUGUGUGGAGUGUGGAAAGAGUUUUUGCGAAAAUGGAUCCCUUACGUUACAUAAAAGGAUCCAUGAAGGAGAAAAGCCUUAUAAAUGCAUGGAGUGUGGAAAGGGCUUCAGCUGAAAGGGCGAUCUUAGUUGCCAUCUAAGGAUACACAUAGGAGAAGGUAUCUAAAUGUGUGGAAAGAGCUUCAGUCAUAAUGGUUCCCUUACGUUUCAAAAGGAUUCCUACAGAAGAGAAAUAUAAAUCUGAGAAGCUUUGAGAGAGCGUCAAGUGUUUUGCAAUAAACAUAUGUAUUUGUCUGAGAAUCCAUAUGCAGCAUCUUUUUUCGCAAAUAUUUCUCCAUAAGAGAGACAAUCUUCAAGGAAAGAGAAUGGGCAUUAGUCUUCUGGCUUUUGAAAAUAUCUAAAUAUCCAUUUUGCUUGGGGCGUUCAGAAGAAUGUGCAGUUGUGAGGCUGGUUAGUGCUCUGAAGGCCUUUGCCUCCCUUUUAAAUAAAUAUUAUUA